This is a messenger RNA of Necator americanus (New World hookworm), 372 nucleotides long. RefSeq lists its product as uncharacterized. Bases 1 to 372 code for a protein of 123 amino acids. Lineage: Eukaryota; Metazoa; Nematoda; Chromadorea; Rhabditida; Ancylostomatidae. The transcript has 5 exons. The record is from RefSeq and is a predicted model, not a curated record. Gene Ontology annotation, biological process: neuropeptide signaling pathway.
AUGAAUCGAACGGUCGUGGCUGCACUUCUGCUAACGUUUGCUGUCGCAUACGCAUUCCAGCCGGAUGACCAGUUCCCAGGGAUGGAGAAACGCAAGUCAGCAUACAUGCGUUUCGGUCGAUCGGAUCCCGAGCUCACCGAUCAAUUGAUGAUGGAUAAGAGGAAGAGCGCCUACAUGAGGUUUGGAAAACGUUCGGAGGUCCCAGAUGAGGAAAGCCUAGACAUGGAGAAACGCAAAUCAGCCUACAUGCGUUUCGGGAAGAGAAAGAGCGCUUACAUGAGGUUCGGCAAGCGUUUCUCAGAUUUCGACGAUGACUCUGAACCGAUGGAUAUGGAGAAGCGCAAGUCCGCUUACAUGCGAUUCGGUCGCUAA